Messenger RNA from Saprolegnia diclina VS20, 997 nucleotides. RefSeq lists its product as hypothetical. The transcript is spliced from 7 exons. Gene Ontology annotation, cellular component: nuclear origin of replication recognition complex. NCBI's taxonomy places the organism in Eukaryota, Oomycota, Saprolegniomycetes, Saprolegniales, Saprolegniaceae. Gene Ontology annotation, biological process: DNA replication; DNA replication initiation. The record is from RefSeq and is a predicted model, not a curated record. The coding region runs from base 1 to 942 and encodes 313 amino acids.
AUGGAUCUUCGCGCCUUGGCCGACAAGUAUGGCGGACUCUCGCCAGAGGUGACGGGAAAGGCCAUGGAGUACAUGCGCAUGAUCGACCUCAAGAUGCAGGGUGGCAAGGCGUCGGUGUCGCUGCUCGACCGGCCGGCCGCCUGCCUCGAGCUCGCAUGCGAUGUGCUUCAGCAGCCGUGCGACAGCCACAAGCUCUUUACGCUGGCAGGCGGUCGAAGUCUCGCCAAGCACAAGCAGAGCGUGCGGCUGAUUUCGAGCCUCUUGCGCCUCCACGCCAACCAUAAUGCGACGGUAACGACGGCCGCGCUCUGCGUCAAAUUUGGCUGCCCGGCGCUCACCGAGUUUGUUGCGGCCGUCCACGACGACUACAAGCACCGCAUGGUCUCGAAGCUCUCGAAAGCGAGCCAGCAGCAAGUGGACUUUUCCCGGCCGCUCUUUCCGAUUGCUGUCUUCUAUGUAUGCGCGCAAAAAGCCAACCACCGCGUGGACAAGGCGCAGCUCAUCCAAAUGACCUUUAGCCACCCGAAUGAGUUUGCGAGUGUCGUGUCGUCCAUCGAGCGCGUCUGCGACCUCUCGCUCUCACGCUAUACGCGUUCCGAGGCGAGCUUGAAAAUUGGGCGCAAGCGCAAGCGCAAGGACUUGGCCGAUACUGGCGACGACGAUGGCGACGACGAUGGCGACGCGCGUGCGAACAAGCCAAAGGAGAAUGCAGGGCCGCAAGCCAGCGCCGGUGCCAGCGCGACCCGGUCACUCGAUCAAAUCAAAAAGCUCAUCCAGCUCCAAACCUCCGCCAAGGCCGCCACGUCAGGCCAAGCCCCGGCGCCAGCACAGAAAGUUCUAUCGCCGGCACCAACAUCGCCCGCACCAAGCGCCGAAGAGUACUUGGACUGGAAGAAGAAGAUUCUCGCGCGCAUGAUGGAGCAAAAAACAUCGACCGACUAGCCCAUAACGAAUUAUUGGCUCUAAGAAUACGCUAAGAAUGCGACUGAAACAGACA